UUAUUGUUAUUCUGACUAGACAUUGUUUUGUACUGUGCCCUAGUGAUCUUGCCACAGCGCUAGCUUGGUGCUUGGUGCUUGGUGUGUGGUGUGCCUAGUGCUUACGAUUGUAUGUUGGUUCUUCCCAGUUAAAUCUAAAUGAGCAACAUGUUGGCGCAACUGGACAAUAUGCACAUCGACGAUCUGCCCUAUUUGGAACGGGAUAUUACCUUCCCACAAAAAGUUUCAUUGUUGUUUCUGCUGUUUGGCGAUCAGCAUGCACAGGCGACAUAUUUAUUGCAAAAGCUGCUGGCGCUGACACGUGCACCACACACGGAGCAACAAAACACAGAUUUGUUGCGCCAAUUUGCGUCCGUAAAAGCUUCACACGAGUGGCGUGGCCAUAUCAUCGAGGCGCUGUGUUUAAUAAAUGCUAGACAAGUGCUGAGAAAACUGGGCUUUCGCUGGGAGGAACUACGUUUGCAUUAUUUGCCGCAUGUGCAGGAGCUUACGUUGCAUAUACAUCCGCUGUUAAAGGCCAUGUAUAUUAUAUGUGAGCAGCUGACAUUGGCUCAAACUGGACGCCUAGUUCUCAACAUAAAUGAGAAGCUGGCACAACAACAAGAGCACCAUCAGCAUGAGCCACUGCGCUUUUAUGACUCUGCCUAUCUGGAGAUAUUUCUAUUAGACUGGCUAACGCGUCAUCAUGUUCGACUGGGGGACAUAAAUGCAAUGGGAAGUGAUGUGCAAUUACUUAUAGAAUACUUUAAAAUGAACGACAUGCAGGCGCAGGCUACACUGCUUGUAGAAACAGUCAACAGCAAUGCAGUCACAGGAGCAGAAAGGAAAUGCGAAACGGAUACUUCAAAUGCAACGCCGCAUAAAGUGGAAGCUGUUCCUCGGCAACGACAUGAAAAUUCGUACCAAAUAUCACGCCAGAAUGCGGGGAUACUGCUCAUUGUUAAUCAGCAGCGUUUUCAUGCAAAUGUCAGUGAGGAGCUGCAGCCAUUGCUGCCACGCAAGCCGCUCUCAGCGCGAGAAGGCACCGAUGUGGAUAAGCGGCGAUUAAGCGAAGUAUUUUCUGCGCUGGGCUAUCAGGUGGAAUCGUUCGACAAUCUUGAUCACUUGGAUAUGCUUGAGCAUAUACGCAAUGUUUGCGCCCGUUCCACACUGCGGGAUUCUCUAGUUGUCUGCAUUUUAUCGCAUGGCUUUAUGGGCGCUGUCUAUGGUAGCGAUAGCGUACCAGUGGCUAUAACGGACAUAAAAAAUGUGCUCUGUGCCGAUGAAAGCCUCAACGACAAGCCAAAACUGCUCAUUAUACAAGCCUGCCAAGAAAAUGAAAAACAAAAUCUAACUCGCCAGGUUAAUGUUACUACCGAUUCACCCAGUAAUCUGGCCAAUAUGGUUGUUGCCAUGUCCACUGUGCCCGGCUUUGUGGCACUGCGCCAUAAUAUACAGGGCAGCUGGUUUGUGCAAACACUUUGCGAUGAAAUUGAACAGCAUGCAGCUAGCGCUCAUGUGCUAGAUUUGUUAACCAUUGUUAUAGGCCAGAUAAGUCAGAAACGUGGCGAUAAGAAUCAAAUAAUGCUGCCGCACUUAAACAGUACACUAAAACAAAGUGUCUACUUGCCCAGCAUUUAAUUAAAAUGCCUUUAAAGAAGUGUUUUUCUUUUGUGCAGGUGAUCUAUUUUUAAUGAUUGUAAA
This is a messenger RNA of Drosophila busckii, 1683 nucleotides long. Its product is annotated as caspase-8. The transcript is spliced from 5 exons. NCBI's taxonomy places the organism in Eukaryota, Metazoa, Arthropoda, Insecta, Diptera, Drosophilidae. Gene Ontology annotation, cellular component: cytoplasm. Gene Ontology annotation, biological process: proteolysis; apoptotic process; execution phase of apoptosis. The record is from RefSeq and is a predicted model, not a curated record. Bases 139 to 1620 code for a protein of 493 amino acids.